Messenger RNA from Durusdinium trenchii, 2880 nucleotides. NCBI's taxonomy places the organism in Eukaryota, Dinophyceae, Suessiales, Symbiodiniaceae. The record is from the annotation of a GenBank genome assembly.
AUGUUGAAGCUGCACUUCUCCGUGACGGAGGAUGAGGCCACGCUCUUAACGGUGAUGACCACGGGCCUGGCCACGGAGGUGGAGGUGCCGCGGGGCAAGGACGUGGGCUUUGCCAAGAACCGCGCCAUUGACAAGCUGUGGCCCAGCAUCCCCUUCUGCCACGCGGUGGCAGCGCUCUCCAAUCUUCGCAUCUUCGACGACCAGGGCGAGGAGCUCAACGACGGCGACGCCUGCAGCGCCCUCUCCGAGGGGCAGCACCUGCGGCUGAGCGCGGCGCCGCCCGGGCCGCGCGGGGUGUCCGCCGGGCCCGUGAGCGCUGGGGCGCAGGUGUUCGCCAGCACGGUGAGCGCGGUGGGGCGGCACAAGCUAGGCCUGGAUGCGGCCGGGCCGGAUUCCCGGGAGGAGUUGAUGAAGCUACCCUUGAAGGAGCUCAAGGCGCGGCUGGCGGCCAGUGGCUUAUCCGCUGAGGGUUGUUUGGAGAAAGUCUUUGAACACCCAACCACCGCCGAUGACAGCGGACUAGCCGCCUGCGCUCCGGUGCCACAGGUGGAGACGCAGCAGAAGAAGGUCGGCGCCUUCAAUGCGCUCUUCGCUGUGGGCGCGCUCUUGGGCCUCAAAAAGUGGGAAAGUGGGAGGUUCUUGCCCGCCCUGGGCGACAGCGAGUCUGGCGCCGUCUUGGCCGAAUUCGUGUCCGGCACGCGGAAGGUGCCGAUUGAGACCUUCUUCAUCGACAGCAGAAGUGCAGCCUUCCUGCAGGCUGCUCCCGAAGGGAAACAGCUGUGUGAGAAGAUCCAUUUCCUCGGCGGCCUCGGGGUGCGGGAGCUCCACGGCUUGCGCGUCGCCUACCUCUCCGGGGGCCGCGCUGUCCAGCGGCCUACGGCGGCCUCGCGCAGUUCCUUCAUGGGUACCGCAGGCCUGGCCAUGGGUCCGGUGCUUCUCCUCUCGGGGGACAUCGUCACGCUUGGGGCUGGCCGUGGCGGUGAUGGGACGCCGCUGGGCAGUGUCCGUGCACCGCACGGCUGGGUCGAGGGCCAUGCGUGUUUGGGCCUCUGGAAGCGCCUCACCAGCCGUAGGGGUCGGAUGGGCAGAGCUGCGAGCGCCAGUGACCUGGGUGUGGACAUCACUCAAGAGGAGGUCGAACUGACCUCGCACUAUGGACGUUUGGAACUCAUCGCGUUGACCCCGGCGGCGGUGCGGCGGGCGGAGCGCGUGCCGACGGUGCUGGUGAAUGUGGGAUGCUACUACACGCUGGCGGACACCUUGGUGGCGGUCGAGGGCCCGCGAUACGUGGCGCAGGGCUAUGCCUACGUGUUAUGGCGGGCCUCAGGGCCUUUGGAAGAGGUUGCGGAUCUGGUCUUCCAACGCUGGCGUGCGGAUGCGGCCGUGGUGUUGGAUUGGCUGGGCCAGCAAAGUUGGUGUGAUGGCCGGGUGGGCUGCCAUGGCUACAGUUUGCUGGGCAACACCUCCUACGCCACACUGGCGGCGUCGCAUGCGCCCGACGCUCCCGCCGAGCGUCCCCUGGUGCGUGCCGCGGUGCCUGCCAUCUCCUUCUCACGCAUUCAGCCCACGGUCUUCGUGCGGGGCCAAAGCCUUGCCGCUGAGCUGGCAUUGUGCUUCCUAUGGCUCGCCGAGAAGGGCCUCUGCCAGGGGCGUCUCACCGGCUUCAGCUACAUUUGGAACAUGUUCGGCUUCUUCGGCCUGCCCGACUGGCCCGGCCUCGCCGCCGCGCUCGCGCAGCGACCGGUGGACCGGGCCGAUGUGGACAUGUGGGGCCGCGCCAAUACCUUGUGGCAAGGAGGCCAGUUCGCCCGAGAUGAGUUGGAAUCCUUCUGGAAGGAUGGCCGUGAUCGACAGUUCAACUUCGACAGCUUCCGUGGAACGCAUCCGCCGCACAUUCACAUCAUCGCUGGGUGGAAUGAUAUGUUUCUGCAGCAGGGUUUGGAUGAUUUCGUGUCUGCGUGCCGACUGACCGAAGCGCGGCUGACCAUCUACACGGGCGGUCACUUUGGCCUCAUCACGAAGCAUGCAGGGGAGGUGGCGGCGGAGACGGGCCGCUGCUACCGCGAGCACCUCGGUGGCGACAUGCUGGAUCACCGGAGCCCCGUGCGGAUGCAGCUGAUCACCACGACCGACGAGACGGAGUGGUUGGAAUGUGAGACGUGGCCGCCGCCCUGUGACUCCUAUCUGGACUAUUUCCUGCUUGGAGAAGGCGCCACCGGCAGAUUGGCAGAAGAGGCCGGAAGCUGUCGCCUGAGCUACACCUACGAUCCCAAGGAUCCGACUCCCUAUGCUGGUGAUGGCUGGCUGAACCUGCAAAAGGAUGGCGCCCAAGACCAGCGAGGCUUGGAGAGCUCGAGGACCAAAGACCUGCUGUUGGCGAGCUCGCAGGCGUUGGAGAAAGAUGUGGACCUGGCGGGCGAAGUGCAGGUCUCCCUGUCGCUGCGCUGUAGCGCGCCGCAGUGCGACGUCGUGGCACGGCUCUGCGUGGUACGCGGCGCGGGCGGCGCAGGAGGCGCGGAAGGCGUGCUGGGGUGGCUGGGAGACUUGGCGGAUCCCAGGCAGCUUGGUGCCGGGCAGUCCGUGAAUCUGUGCGAGAAUAUCGUGAGAGCCGAGUUUCAGAAGGAUGAAGCCACACGCCUGGACUUCCGCGUGGGUUUCACUGCCUGCCGCCUGAACGCCGGCGACCGCGUGCGGCUGCACCUCUGCUCGGCGGCGCACCCGCGGUGGCUACGCCACCCGCUGCAGCCCAAAGGGGAAGACUGGCUCUUGGGCGACAGCCAGGUGGGACCUCCCGCGGUGAUCUCUGUGGAAACGCCCUCGCGACUGCGGCUGCCACUGCGCUCAGCAGAGCUUCGCUCGGUGUUUCUGACGUCGCCGUGA